UUUAGAUCCCUCCCUUGCUAUCUCCAUCGCAUCCUGAGUUUGUGUUGGAAAGGUUUAAACAGUGCAUGUUCUGAUGAAUAUUGCAGUAGGCUCCUGUGUUGGGGUGGACUUGAAACAAGGCAAUCUCCAGAUUUACAAAGGAAUGUUUUCUGCAAUCAAAUUCAUGGAGAACAGCUUGCUGACAACUUGAUCACUUACAUCCGGAAUAAAUAAUCUACUCUUAAAGCAAUCCACUCUUCGCCCACUUCAAAUGAUCUAGUUGGUGUUUGCAUACUCAACUGCUAGAUCUGAUGAGUGUGGACUAAACGUCAUCUGAAAUGACACUUGUCCACCUUUCUUGGAAAGAAGGCCUUCUUCAGGAAUAGUCAUACAUUUUGUAGUUUGAAAAAAGGAUUUCCCCCAGGAUUACUUUAUUCAGCAAUCCAGGUCUAUGAGUGCACUUAUAAGCUCUUAGUGCUACCAAGAACUGAAUUCAGAUACGUGUACUUAAAGGGUCCUGUGGCUCUGGACUGUGACGCUAGUUCUCUUAUCCUGUGACAGUUGGGUUCACCCCUGUCUCAGGUCAGAAUGAAUAACAUCCAGGACUUGAUGUCACCGGCAGCUGCCCUCAGUGUGGUCCCCACUGCAUGCGUGACGAAGGUGGAGCUUAGGGUCUCCUGCAAGGCCCUGCUGGAUCGGGAUACACUCAACAAGUCCGACCCCUGUGUCAUUAUCAUGGUGCAAGCACAAGGACAAUGGACUGAGCUGGACAGGACAGAGGUCAUCAAAAGUAACCUACACCCAGUUUUUGGAAAGGUCUUUACCCUGGACUACUACUUUGAGGAGGUGCAGAAGCUGCGCUUUGAAGUCUAUGACAUCCAUGGGACGCACAGCAUUGGCACUCGUGAUGAUGACUUCCUGGGGGGCAUGGAGUGUACUCUGGGCCAGAUUGUGGCCCAGAAGAAGAUGGUGAAGCCUCUUUUUCUGAAAUAUGGGAAAUACGCGGGGAAAUCCACCAUAACGAUUCAUGCAGAGGAAAUUUCAGGGAACAAUGGAUAUGUUGAACUUUCCUUCAGUGCUAAAAAACUGGACGAUAAGGAUCUCUUCAGUAAAUCUGAUCCCUUUUUGGAAAUAUUCCGGAUCAACGACGACGAGUCUGAACAACUCGUUCACAGAACUGAGGUGAUCAAGAACAACCUGAACCCUGUGUGGGAGCCCUUUAAAGUGUCUCUGAUCUCCCUGUGCAGUUGCGACGAGGAGAGGAAGCUGAAGUGUCUGGUCUGGGACUAUGACUCCAGGGGCAAGCAUGACUUCAUCGGGGAGUUCUACACCACGUUCAGAGAACUUCAGACAAUUUCCGGAGGAAACAAGGUCACGUGGGAUUGCUUAAAUCCAAAGUACAAACUCAAAAAGAGGAACUACAAGAACUCCGGGGUGGUCAUUCUCAAUGACCUCAAGCUUCACAGAGUCUACUCGUUUCUGGAUUACAUCAUGGGAGGAUGCCAAAUUCAUUUCACAGUGGCCAUUGAUUUCACCGCGUCCAAUGGGGACCCACGCAACAGCUGUUCCCUGCACUACAUCAACCCCUACCAGCCAAACGAGUAUCUGAAGGCCUUGAUAGCAGUGGGAGAGAUUUGCCAGGAUUAUGACAGUGACAAAAGAUUUUCUGCUCUGGGCUUCGGGGCCAGAAUUCCACCAAAUUAUGAGGUCUCUCAUGACUUUGCUAUCAAUUUCAACCCAGAGGAUGAUGAAUGUGAAGAGAUCCAGGGGGUGGUGGAAGCGUACCAGAACUGCCUCCCCAAGAUCCAGCUCUACGGGCCCACCAACGUGGCCCCCAUCAUCAGCAGAAUAGCCAAAGUGGCAGCGGGAGAGGAGGUCACCAAAGAUGCUUCACGGUACCACAUCCUGCUGAUCCUCACUGACGGGGUGGUGACGGACAUGGCGGACACGCGUGAGGCCAUCGUGCGCGCCUCCUACCACCCCCUGUCCAUCAUCAUCGUGGGCGUGGGCAACGCAGACUUCACUGACAUGGAGAUCCUGGAUGGGGACGACGGGGUCCUGCGUUCCCCGAAAGGGGAGCCUGUCCUGAGGGACAUUGUCCAGUUUGUGCCCUUCAGGGAGUUUAAGACAGCCUCCCCUGCUGCCCUGGCCAAAUGUGUCCUGGCUGAGGUGCCCAAGCAGGUUGUGGAGUACUACAGCCACAAGGCCUUCGCUCCCAAAUUCCCCGUCGUGGAUUGGCCCAACUCCGUCCCACACACGCCGGAAUAACAGAGAAAGAGAUCAAAGGAACAGCUCGGCCAGCCUCUGUCAUCCAGGUGAGUGGAUGAUGGCAGGAGUGUUCUGGCAAAAUACAGUAAAAAAAAAAAAAAAAAAAAAAGAUUUUAAAAUGUGGACAAAAUUUUUUUUUUGUUUGUUUGAAAAAUACCUUUUUCUGCUGCCUACCCUAUCCGUUCAGCAUGGGAGCUAGACUCUUUUUUGGGGGGGGUGGGGGGGGGGGGUGGUUGUGGUGUAGAACCAUGGUGUAACAUGGAGACUGCAUUCAAGCAAACCCCGUACACUUUUCCACCAGGACCACAGGACUCUGCAACGCCUGCCACAUGCAAUUCCUCUCUCACCUCUUUCUGCACGUUUCUCCGGACUGUCCCCAUUUUUAUAAUGCCUGUGAACUCUUCUGUCUUUCUCCAUGCCUCGUUCCUAUUCCCUGCUUUUGAUUUCUCUUUUUGAGCUCACUGCUGGCCUGCUGAUGCAGGUUUAUACAUAGACUGUCGGAGAUCAAGCACAGAUAUCAAAACGGAUGUAAUAUGAACUACAUUAUUCUUUGAUUAUUAAAGAAAAACAUAUACAAGGUUACUUGGGAAAAAAGGGAAUAUAUUUAUAUAAACACUGUGUUUCUUGAAGACGACUGCAUGUCCACAAACACUCAGCAUUCUAACUGGCUGAUUCCAGUUGGACUCCUUAACUACUGCAACAAGGUUGCCAAGCUUGGUCGUUUCAAUUUAUGGGUAUUAUUAAAGAAUAACGGUGAAGGAUUAAGAUCUUGAUAGGUCACUUUAAUGGUGAGAUUGUGAUUGUCCAAUAUGUAAAAUAUUUAAGUUCCAAAAACCCUGGUGUUCAAAACUGCCCUUUCUUACUGAACAAAGAAGACUGUAUAACUCAAAACAGGGAAUGUGCUGAUAUAAUUAACAGAUCUGUGAACUGCUAUGUCUUUGGAUUUAAUGUGUGGGAAAGUAGUUUAGCUUAUUCAGGAUGAUUAACCAUGCAUUCUUCCUGUAAUAUUUCCGUGGGAAUGGUUUCAUGGGAAUGGUCAGGUGGGAAUGGUCCUGGCCAUCUUUUCAUUUAAAAUAUCAAACAUUUGUGUGAAUUGGUAUUCGGUUAAUUUUGGCAUGUUUUCUGAAUGUUCUUCCUUUGUACUCAGUUAUGCAAAGCCUUUCUGAGGUGAGCUGUUCAGCUGACUGAGAGAGUCUGACAGAAUGUUCCCUUUAGAAAGAAAUUACAGCAGUUACUCUCCAACACAGCGACAUGGCAACUGUAUAAACAGAUGAUGGAAAUUGCGAGUGUAUAUUCUCUUCAUUUGGAUUCACUAUGAUUCAUUAAUGCAACCUUUGAUAAUGCAACUUGAACAAUCAAAUCAAAAGCUGCUGUGCUGUUUUGCUUCUGGGUUCCUGUUUUUUUAUAUGAAUGUGUAUGACAUAUGCAUAUGCCACUGCAACACAAGUACUGGAGGGAUUUUAUAUACAGAUUCUAUAGUCUGUACAACGUGAUAGAAAAUCAGUAAUCAUUGAUGUGGACUGACUUUUGAUGUACAUUCCAUCAAGAUCAACUAGCUCAUUGUCAAAAGUCAUUUCUGCAAUUAAAUGAAUGGCUUUGACAAAAGUUGCAUUUAUAUUGUGUUUUACAGGCACACAACAUAAAAUGCAUAAGUACAGUAUUACGUAUGUUUGUACUUUAAAGACCUGGAGCCUUUAUCAUGUACAGUAUGAUCGCUAAGGUAGCUGGAUAACUGUGCUGAGUAAAACACGGAACCCUCCCAAAUCUGACCAUGGACUGAUGUAAAAGGAGCUGUUUUGGGUUUUACUGAGUGCAGUUAUCCAGCUAACUCCGUUAUCCUGCUUUGUGAUACAGGCCCCUGGCGUAUUUUUUCCUUACUGUUUUCUGUUGUUGGUGUGUGGUCCUCCGCUUCUGAUUGUCGGUUUGUUGUAUACUCCUCAGUCUCAUUGGCUGAUGCUCGUGUUUGCUCCUCCUCCUCAUAUUGGUGGUUGGCUCUGUCCUUUCAAAUAAUCAGGCUCUAAGCACUGCCACAUUCGUCCUAUGCACAUGUGGUUGUUUUUAUUGACACCAAAAUAAAUAAUAACGAGUGAUUUUGCUAUAUUGUAAGAUAAGACUUCAAUAUUGAAAUAUUUCAGCAAAAGGUAGUCAGUAUACUUCAUACUGGAAAUUCUGUUCCUGUACCCCACAUCUAUCAGUGGCACUAAAAUGUUUGACUUAAAUGAUGUCUCUGAUUUUAAUAUACUGUAUACAUUUUAUAUACUAUAUUCUCCAGCAUUGAUCAGUUGCACGGCCAUUGCAUUAUCUAACAAUUUUAAUAAUAGUUUUUAAAACAAGCAUGCAUCACAUUUUACUAAUUGAAAUGACACACUGACCCAUUGGAUCUUGAUAGCUACCACUUAUCUCCUACAAAAUACAGUUACAUGUUAUCUUGAAGCCCUUCCUCCAUCAGUACUGUGAUGAUACAGCAUGUGUGCAGACAGUAUACACUUGUGCUUUCUUGUAAGGUACAUGGUGUUUAGCUAAAUUACCAUUUACAUGUCAAUAUGAGCCUCAUAAUUCAAUCUGAUAAAACAAACUAAUUGAUUUGUUUAUUAAUUAAUAUCACAUAACACGUGAUUAAUAGCAUGAAACUCUGAAACUUUUAAAAUGAUAGGAGUCGUUUCACAUUUUCAUAUUAUGCAGUAUUUUUUGGUGGAAAAAUUGUAAAUAUUAUCAUUAAUGCUUGCUUCAACAAUAAGAUUAUUACUUUUUGUAAGGGUUACUAAAACCUUUUUUACUCUUUUGUAAAAAUGUUUUUCUUCAACACUUCACGGAUGGGCCAUUUGGUAGUGUCUACCUCAGUGACCAUUAAAGUAGGCAGAUAUUUGAGGAGAGGGUGCAAGAACCUGCUUAGCCACCCUUCAUUAGCAUCAUGCAAUAGCAGAACUGUUAUCCAUAACCACCAGACACUGUUAUAGAUUUGGAUGCAUUUAUUGAAUCCACUGCUGAUUUCAUAUCAUUUGGGAAAUACUGUUCAUCCUGGUGUACAGUUCUUUGAAGGCAAAGAUUUGAUUUGACAGUUACUAUUUAAUUUGUUUAAAUGAGAAUGUACUAUUUGUGCUUUGUUUCCUGUAAAAUGGCAUGCUGCAUAAAUGUUCGCAAUGAACAGAACAAAAGAAGAAUGAAAAGAAAAACUAAGUUGAUAUUUUGAAGUGAAAAUGUAACACUUUUGUAUUUGUACAGCUUUCAUUAGGUCCAUCUAGUGGUACCCAGUAAUAAACAUGCUUGUGUUAAAUGCACCUGGAUGCAUGUGGAAACAUAUUUGUAUGCACUGAUCUCCGGUUUCUUUUUUUGACAGUUUCAGCUUCCUUAAUUAAAAUGUCCAUAAUGUAUUUAAAAUGGCGACUUUGGCAGAGACAAAAUAUAAAAAUAAAAAACCUACCAGACUACGUCUGGCAGGUUAAUGACUAAAUGGUGGUAUAACCCAGUCUGUUGCUACCUCCAGAUGAAGCAGGCAAGGUUGUGUGUGAUCUCUGGAACAGGCUAAACUCCUAUUAUCAUUAGCCCAUUAAAUCACUUUCCCCUUUACCUGGAAAAAGUUAGUAAUAAAUUUCUUCUUGCAAACCCACCAUGUACCGUAUAAAGUGUCUUGUUUUCAAAUGUCACCGUCACCUAAGUUUUCUGUGAAAAAUAUGCCAUAUAUGAAUUAAACAUAUGAGCUGAAUUCUAAAAGAUUAAAUAAAUAUUGUAAGAAGUCUUAAUUUUUGUUACAGAGUUUACUUUUGCAUGUUUAUUUUAAAAUAUACAAAUAUGGUGCAUUUACAGAAAUGUCUGAAUGGAAAUGUAGAUUGUGACAAACAAAACAUGUACAUGUUGUUCAGUAUUUAAAGAGAUUUUAAUGAUUCAGGGAUUCUAAGAAUAAAAUAUUAUCCAGGCAUUGUAAUUUUCUAAACUGUUUCACAAUUUUGUCUCUUGGAAACUAUUUAAAAGUUGUUAAAUGAUUGAUUUGUGUAUAUUUUUUAAAUCAUACACAAAAUACAAUCAAUGAUUUUUAGACCCUCUUCAUAUUUUAAGCACUCAAAGCUAAACGGCUGAAAGGUAAUUAAAGUACUUAUCAUAGGCUUUCAGAGCAUCCACGACCAUUUUAUAGUUGUGAUCUGCUAACUGCAGUUCCCACCAGUCAGGCAAAUGAACAAAUCUGUGUCUGUCUUCACCACAGAACUGAUUUUAGUUUGACAUUGUCAUUCUGUGCUGCCAGUGCACAUUUCUACCAGUCAGUGCUUGGCUUCCCCUAGACAUCAAGCCAAGACAUUUACAGAAAUGAAAAUACUUCAAAUAACUUAAUCACUUCAGUAUAUCAUAUUCAAUAGACGGAACUUGGUAAAUCCAAAAUCAGUGAUAACAGGGUGGAGGGAUAGUAAUCCAUGGCUAAAAAGUACAUGAACAAUCCCAGACACUGUUUUUAAUGGCCAGAACUUUAAUAUAGAACAUGCUAAUGCUUAAUGAUUUGUGUUUCUAUUAAAAAUGUGAUUAUAACAAAAAAUCUAAUUUCAUGAAUAAAUGGACUGCUUAUU
Messenger RNA from Anguilla anguilla (European eel), 6800 nucleotides. RefSeq names its product copine VII (gene cpne7). The record is from RefSeq and is a predicted model, not a curated record. Lineage: Eukaryota; Metazoa; Chordata; Actinopteri; Anguilliformes; Anguillidae. The transcript is spliced from 16 exons. Gene Ontology annotation, biological process: cellular response to calcium ion. Gene Ontology annotation, cellular component: plasma membrane. Gene Ontology annotation, molecular function: calcium-dependent phospholipid binding. Bases 568 to 2247 code for a protein of 559 amino acids.